UCCAGCGCCAAGCUCCAGUGAUGGUAGCUGGAGAUGUGAGCACUACAGAGCCGGAACCCUGAGAGCACCCCCUCCUUGAGGGAUCCAGGUCUAGUGCAGGUCUGCAGAGAAUCUGGCAGUUGGAAGGGACCUCUAAUGUCAUUUAGUUCAACCUCCCCCCUCUUCAGAUCUUUCCAGAGCCCACCUGAGGGCACCCAACUCUUCUUGGCCACAUCAAGGCAGAGCCACCUGAAGGCCAGCACAGAGGCAGCAACUCUCCUGGGGACUUGACAUCAGGAUCUAUGUUUAAGUUUUAGCUCUUGCUUACAAAGACCACAAAAACUCCAUCUCUGAAGCCCAGCAGAUCCACAGAACCCUCGAAGCCCCAGCCUGCCUCCUACUGCCCAGCUGCCAGCAAUGCCCUCCAGCGGCCCCGGGGACACCAGCAGCUCCGCUCUGGAGCGGGAGGAUGAUAGAAAGGAAGGAGAGGAACAGGAGGAGAAUCGUGGCAAGGAAGAGCGCCAGGAACCCAGUACCACGGCCCGGAAGGUGGGGAGGCCUGGCCGGAAGCGCAAGCACCCACCGGUGGAAAGCAGUGACACACCCAAGGACCCUGCAGUGACCAGCAAGUCUCAGCCCACGGCCCAGGACUCUGGCUCCUCAGAUCUGUUACCCAAUGGAGACUUGGAAAAGCGGAGUGAGCCCCAACCUGAGGAGGGGAGCCCAGCUGCAGGGCAGAAGGGUGGGGCCCCAGCUGAAGGAGAGGGAACUGAGACCCCACCAGAAUCCUCCCGAGCCGUGGAGAAUGGCUGCUGCACAACCAAGGAGGGCCGCGGAGCCUCUGCAGAAGAGGGCAAAGAACAGAAGCAGACCAACAUCGAAUCCAUGAAAAUGGAGGGCUCCCGGGGCCGACUGCGGGGUGGUUUGGGCUGGGAGUCCAGCCUCCGUCAGCGACCCAUGCCAAGACUCACCUUCCAGGCAGGGGACCCCUACUACAUCAGCAAACGGAAACGGGACGAAUGGCUGGCACGAUGGAAAAGGGAGGCUGAGAAGAAAGCCAAAGUGAUUGCAGUGAUGAACGCUGUAGAAGAAAACCAGGCCUCCGGAGAGCCUCAGAAGGUGGAGGAGGCCAGCCCUCCUGCCGUGCAGCAGCCCACCGACCCUGCGUCCCCGACUGUGGCCACCACCCCUGAGCCUGUGGGGGCUGAUGCUGGAGACAAGAACGCCACCAAAGCAGCUGACGAUGAACCUGAGUAUGAGGAUGGCCGGGGUUUUGGCAUUGGAGAGCUGGUGUGGGGGAAACUUCGGGGCUUCUCGUGGUGGCCAGGCCGGAUUGUGUCUUGGUGGAUGACAGGCCGGAGCCGAGCUGCUGAGGGCACUCGCUGGGUCAUGUGGUUCGGAGAUGGCAAGUUCUCAGUGGUGUGCGUGGAGAAGCUCAUGCCACUGAGCUCCUUCUGCAGUGCGUUCCACCAGGCCACCUACAAUAAGCAGCCCAUGUACCGCAAAGCCAUCUACGAAGUCCUCCAGGUGGCCAGCAGCCGUGCUGGGAAGCUGUUUCCAGCUUGCCAUGACAGUGACGAAAAUGACUCUGGCAAGGCUGUGGAGGUGCAGAACAAGCAGAUGAUUGAGUGGGCCCUGGGGGGCUUCCAGCCCUCUGGUCCCAAGGGCCUAGAGCCACCAGAAGAGGAGAAGAAUCCAUACAAGGAAGUUUACACAGACAUGUGGGUUGAACCUGAGGCAGCUGCGUAUGCACCACCCCCACCAGCCAAGAAGCCCAGAAAGAGCACAACGGAGAAGCCUAAGGUCAAGGAGAUCAUUGAUGAACGCACAAGAGAGCGGCUAGUGUAUGAGGUGCGGCAGAAGUGCAGAAACAUCGAGGACAUUUGUAUCUCAUGUGGAAGCCUCAAUGUCACCCUGGAGCACCCACUCUUCAUUGGUGGCAUGUGCCAGAACUGUAAGAACUGCUUCUUGGAGUGCGCGUACCAGUAUGACGACGACGGGUACCAGUCCUACUGCACCAUCUGCUGUGGGGGGCGCGAGGUGCUCAUGUGCGGGAACAACAACUGCUGCAGGUGCUUUUGUGUCGAGUGUGUGGAUCUCUUGGUGGGGCCAGGAGCUGCCCAAGCAGCCAUUAAGGAAGACCCCUGGAACUGCUAUAUGUGUGGGCACAAGGGCACCUAUGGCCUGCUGCGGAGACGGGAAGACUGGCCGUCAAGGCUCCAGAUGUUCUUUGCCAAUAACCAUGACCAGGAAUUUGACCCUCCGAAGGUUUACCCACCUGUCCCAGCUGAAAAGAGGAAGCCCAUCCGGGUGCUAUCUCUGUUUGAUGGAAUUGCUACAGGGCUCCUGGUGCUGAAGGACCUGGGCAUCCAAGUGGACCGCUACAUCGCCUCAGAGGUGUGUGAGGACUCCAUCACGGUGGGCAUGGUGCGGCACCAGGGAAAGAUCAUGUACGUCGGGGACGUCCGCAGCGUCACACAGAAGCAUAUCCAGGAGUGGGGCCCAUUUGACCUCGUGAUUGGGGGCAGUCCCUGCAAUGACCUCUCCAUCGUCAACCCUGCCCGGAAGGGACUUUACGAGGGUACUGGCCGGCUCUUCUUUGAGUUCUACCGCCUCCUGCAUGAUGCGCGGCCUAAGGAGGGAGAUGACCGCCCCUUCUUCUGGCUCUUUGAGAAUGUGGUGGCCAUGGGCGUUAGUGACAAGAGGGACAUCUCACGAUUUCUCGAGUCCAACCCUGUGAUGAUUGACGCCAAAGAAGUGUCUGCUGCACACAGAGCCCGUUACUUCUGGGGUAAUCUUCCUGGUAUGAACAGGCCAUUGGCAUCCACUGUGAAUGAUAAGCUGGAGCUGCAGGAGUGUCUGGAGCACGGCAGAAUAGCCAAGUUCAGCAAAGUGAGGACCAUUACCACCAGGUCAAACUCCAUAAAGCAGGGCAAAGACCAGCAUUUCCCCGUCUUCAUGAAUGAGAAGGAAGACAUCCUCUGGUGCACUGAGAUGGAAAGGGUGUUUGGCUUCCCUGUCCACUACACAGAUGUCUCCAACAUGAGCCGCUUGGCGAGGCAGAGACUGCUGGGCCGAUCGUGGAGCGUGCCGGUCAUCCGCCACCUCUUCGCUCCGCUGAAGGAAUAUUUUGCUUGUGUGUAAGGGACGUGGGGGCAAACUGAAGUAGUGAUGAUAACAAAGUUAAACAAACAAACAAAAAACAAAACACAAUAAAACACCAAGAACGAGAGGACGGAGAGAAGUAUCAGCACCCAGAAGAGAAAAAGGAAUUUAAAACAAACCACAGAGGAGGAAAUGCCGGAGGGCUUGGCCUUGUGAAAGGGUUGGACAUCAUCUCCUGAGUUUUCAAUGUUAAUCUUCAGUCCUAUUUAAAAAGCAAAAUAGGCCCUCCCCUUCUUCCCCUCCUUUUCCUAGGAGGUAAACCUUUUGUUUUCUACUCUUUUUCAGAGGGGUUUUCUGUUCGUUUGGGUUUUUGUUUCUGGCAGUGACUGAAGCGAGGGUUAUUGCAGCAAAAUCAGCAACAACAGAAGUAGUAAUACCUUGGACAGGAAAGGGAGAGAGGAAAAUUCUAUAAAAAUUUAUAUAUUUUUUUGUUUUGUUUUUGUUUUUUUUCUAUAUAUCUUUGGUUGUCUCUAGCCUGCAGAUAGGAGCACAAACAGGAACAGAGUAGAGACCCUCGGGAGGCAGAGUCCCCUCCCAGCCCCUGAGCAGUCUCAACAGCACCAUUCCUGCUCAUGCAAAACAGAACCCAGCUAGCAGCAGGGCGCUGAGAACACCACACCAGACACUUUUCUACAGUAUUUCAGGUGCCUACCAUACAGGGAACCUUGAAGAAAACCAGUUUCUAGAAGCCGCUGUUACCUCUUGUUUACAGUUUAUAUAUAUACGGUAGCUCUGAGAUAUAUAUAUAAAAGGUACUGAUAACUACUGUACAACCCGACUUCAUAACGGUGCUUUCACAACAGCGGGAUGAGUAAAGACAUCAGCUUCCACCCGGCCUUCUGUGCAGAGGGGUUCAGCCCAGGAUGGGGGAGGGAGGCAGCUCCAUAUCUGCCCCCCAUGCCCAGCCUCUCCCUGCCCAAAACGGGAUCAAGCUGAGGUGGUCAGAACCUGGGGAAGCUGAGUGUGGAGUUUAUCCAGACUCAUGCAAUAACCUUUGAAUAUAAUCUAAAAUGACUGCCUUGUUAAGGUGGUGUGAGAAAACUUUCCCCGCGAUUUUGAAUUUGUCAGCCACAUUGAAGGCUCCUCGUGGGCUCAGAAAUAACCCAGAGUGAGGGAAAGCAGUCUGCCAUUAACCCCACCUGGAGCAAAUAAAAAAACAUACAAAAUGUGCUGGUGCUUUCUGUCUAAGUUGCCUUUUGUGUGUUCUUUUAUGAGGCCCCCACCAUCCCUUCUGCACAAGGCAGCUCUGGUCCUGGAAUGUGAUGUUUUUGGUCAUCUCUACAGACUGCAGUUUCGUACUUGGAAGGCUGAUGACACCUUUAUUAUAAUUAUUCUUAUGGUUCUGGUUAUAAUUGUUUGUUUUCAGAUUUUCUUUGAGAAAACAGAAACCCAACACCCUUCCCUUUAGGUUUCAAACCAAGGUGCAGGGGGGUGGGGGUGGCAGGUGCUUCUAAGGCCCAGUGGCUCUGGUGCCCUGGCUCUCACCCCUCGGGCCAGGUGGGCCACUGGGCAGUACAGCAACAAGCUAGGCGGCCAGGGCGUUCUGAGGCCCACCCUCCGGGCCAGUCACUCUUCUCUUCUUCUUCUUCCCCUCCUCGUGAGUCCGGUGUGUCAGGGCCGGAGGGAGGCCGGGGCAGCCUCUCUCCUCGUGUGUGUGGUUGGAAUGGCGUGUGUUUCUUUUCUAGUGUUUGGUCUGACAGCUGGGCUCUCACCUUGAGUCAGUGUCACCUGGGGCCCACGUGCUCGCACUUUGUUCCGCUUCCUACCCAGGGCAGGCAGCCUGGUGUCGGCAGUGGGAAGGGAAGGUGUUUGUUGGCCCCGAGGUGAGGGCCCAAUGGGCAGAGCUUGCCUGGAUGGAUGGAGUGUAGAUAUGUGGCAUAUAGAGAUAUAUAUUUUAUAAUGGGAGGGGGGACGGCACCUCCUGGGACCAGCAGGGGCUGGGAGGUGUGCUGUCAAGCACAUGGUCCCAAGACCGCAUCCCUAGAAAGAUGGGGCCUAUGAUAGGCCCCAUAUAAAUACAUAGAUAGGGUCAUGUAUAAGAAGUAUACACAGUGGGGGUUGGAGGGAGUGGGCUCUGUGUUGAGCCUGGGUCCCUCCCACAGACAGCCCCACACCAGUCAGUCAGUCUAACACAUGCACAGGACACACACCAGGGGGCUCCUGGCACACUUCUCCCCAGGAUCAGGACCCUGGAGUCAGCCCAUGCAGCUCUUACACUUCUGUUGCCCUGAUGACAGAUAAGACUCGAAGUUGCUAGGUGCUGAAGUCAGGAACAGGAGGAGGUUUGGUCCAAGCAGGUGCUUCCUCUAGCAGGUCUGUGUUCUAUACCUUCUGCCCCUGGUGAUGUCAAAGAUUCUUCUGUUAGCAGCCUGUGGUUACUGACCUGCAACUCUAGGCACCAGUCAAGUCAGCCCUCAACUCCCCCUACCUAUUCUCCCCAACCAGAGUCAAAUUGAAAUCUGUUUUGGUCACUGGGCUUCCAUUGGGAAAAGAAAAAAAAAUUAAAAUGGGACAGGGAACCUCAUCUUUGGAAUAAAGCGAAUUAGUAAUUAGUAAUAAAACCAAACAAAGCCUUUGGCUCCCUUAGUUGCUGCUCAGGAGUAAGCCCAGCUCGUCACACCUCUUGGGCUGUGAUCCUGCCUGCCUCUGCUCAUUUUCUCUGGAUAGACUUAAGACUGCAGCUAGUUCUCCCUGCUUUGGCAGGUAGAGACUGUGGCCGGAGCAUCCACGAGAGGGGAAUGCCUGCCCCCUUGAAGUCCCUAUGCUGAAUGUGACAUCCUCCCUUGCUCCAGCAGGGCUCCAUUCUGACCUGGAGUCCACCAGCACCGUGCAGGAGGACUGGGGGGGAGGAGGGCUGCCUUAGGCAGUCCAGGGUGCUCCCUCCCCCUAUAGCCAAUGCCAAGGUCUUCCCAGCUGGCAGGAGUGUCUUCAAGGGCCUUCCUCUUCCACUUCUGCCCACUGCUAUGUGAAGAAGCUAGCCUUUCCCAGCGCCACCUCAGCCAGGCCUGUGCUCCCCAAUCCUUGGGCUUAGUGUGAGGGCUCAAGAGGAGCCUCCGUGGUAAAGGAUAUGGCAUCCCCGAGGAACUGAGUUGAGGCUUCCAGGUGACUGCCCAAUCCUUCCAGCCCAUUGUGUGGGCUUGGUCUCACUGUAGCGUGGAGGCACCGGUCAAGUCAGGCAUUGACUAUCCCCUCCCCAGUCUCUUUUUGGGGUCUUUGGGAAUGUGCCAGCUUGGCACAGCCGUGAUUCCCUUCAUGCACCUCUGUUCCAAGUGAGGCUUCUGGGAUCCCAUUCAGAGGAAAGCUGCUAGGAUGCUGUGGGUACUGAGGUGGGGUUAUGGGAAGCUUGUGCAGUGCAUCUAGGAGCUCACUGUGGAUGGCUGAGGCUAGUGGGGGUUCCCUGUGGGGUCUCCUUUCCAAAGAGAAGGCUUGUUUUCCCUGGAAACUAAGGUGCUAGGGACUGAGUGACAGCCUCCCUUCUGCAGGUGCCAUGUGAAGCCUCGUGCCAAAGAUCUGUGGCCCUUGCCCAGGGGAGGUAGCCGGUGCUAGCGCCAGGGUCACGGAACCAAGGCCUCCUGUGGAGGCACACAUGCCAGCGGGGUCCAAGCUGGUGCUAAUUCCUCCCCACAGGACCCAGUAAGCCUGGGAACCUGCAGUAGGCUGUAUCUCUGGGGUCGGAUACCCUGUUAGAAAGCAAAAGUCCCCUAAAGAGCCUGGACCUCUUCAUUUUGGCAGCAGGGCUGGGUGUGGCAGCAGAUAGAUUGCAAGUAAGUAUCCCUGUGGCUGUUGGUAAACAGCGAGUGUGGAUUCAGGAGCAACAGGUUGUAGGGCAAGUCGACAUUGGAAGGGCCUCCCAGCCCUGAUAGCAUCUCUCUCUUCUGGGGAUGCUCUGUUCCAGUCAUCACGUGCUGUGUCCAGGGUAAAGCCUCUGGUUUAGGAGUUGGGGGGAGUUAAGCUGAGUCACUUUGAAAGAAUGUGCUUAUAGGAAAACUACAGAAUGUUGGUUUCUAUAUUUCUUACUACGCAGUGUGUCCAGAGGAAAGUGAAUUCCCAGCUCUGCCUAGAUGGGUGCAGGGCUACACUGUCUUCAAGAACUAUCGCUGUGAACGGCCCAGCUGAGCUUCUAAGCCGGCCCAUGUUUAGAUCUGAAUUUGGCACUUGACUGCUCACCAUGCUUGUGAUGAGGUGGGGGUCCCGAGUUGCCCCGCAUGGCAAAGAACAGCUGAAGCCUCUCACCCCACUGCAUGGCAAAGGUGGUGUUGCUGAGUGAUGAGGUUGAGUUAGAAUGGCCCUUUUGACUCUUUCUCAUUAGUCAGUGCAACAGUGCCAGGUCAGGGGACCCCUAAGGAAAGGGUCACUGAGGGUCAUUGUGACCCUCAUGUUCGUGCUAAGAGAGCUGAGGUCUUUGGGAAAUAAGGAUCUUGUGUGCAGGCUUCCAAGACCUGGCUAAAAAUCUUUAGCCCCAGGCACUAGAGUUUUGGCCUAGAGACCAAGAAGUAGAUCCAGAGGGAGAAAUAUGGAAGGCCUUUAGCUGGUGGGGGGCUUGGCAGCUUCUCUCGGGGACCCCAGAAACUCCAGUAACUGGCUCCCCUAUUGGGUGGAGCUCAUGUGUGGGCUCAGAGUGGCCCUCCUAAAGCAGCCCGGCCCCUGAACCUGAGGACAUGAGCAGCGGUCUAAAGUCUCACUAGUCCCAUUUUACAGACUAAUUUGAUUGCCCAGCCCUAGAAUUCUAUAGAAACAACAAAUAAAAACUGAAAUUCUUUAGAAUAUGCAGAGGGGAGGAGGUGACUCAACAAGGUGCUAAACACAUUUUAUUAAAAAUAUAUAUUGUUAAAUUAAGUCUGCUGUCUGGACAAUGAUGUUUUGUUUUGUUUUCUUGUAGUGGAGUUUAAAAGAGACUAUUAUUUUACUCUGAUAUAUUAUUAUUAAAAAGGCAUUUUAACUUUGUACUUGAAAACUAAGUGAGCGAUUUCACGUGUUUUAGCUGAGGCAUCGAAGUAGCGGGUGCUUUCUCGUGGGAAAUCAUGUAUUCAUACUGCAAAAUAAACUCCGUAGCUGAUUUGGUAAUAACGUUUACUGUUACAGGCGACUUCGCUUUGACCCCGGUGGCAGAGCGCUUUUAUUCCACAUUCCACGCAGCUAAGUGCAGGACCUUCCAGAAUUUUCCCUCCCUCGGCCCUCUUUCUUUUUGGUUCCUCUUCCUCUCUCUCUUUUAUUUUUUUUUAUUGUUGUUUGUUUGUUUUUCUGGUCCCAGCAUCCUUCUACCACUGUAUUUUUUGUUAGGGUUGCUUCUCUAUUUAUUGACAAUAAUAAUGUACAUUUCACAGUCUGGUUCCGGGACAGCCAGGAGAGGCGUGGGGGCCGCACACAGCCUGCUGCACCACCCGGCGUCCCCUUGUAUCUCUGUGUACGUGAUGCUUGUGGCAUAGCUGUCGAUGAAAUAAUUAAAAAGGUCAAUGCGUACAGCAGAUGUAGAAAGUCUGUCAAGUUCCGCUUCCAUCACAUUUUUUUUUGUGCCCAGAAGAAUAUAAUAAAGCUCCUUUCUAAUGUACUUGUGCUGGAGAACACUUGAAUAAAUGGACUGUUUUUGUGCAAAAAGAAAAACGGAAAAAAAAAAGCACCGUCAUAAUGUCCUUUUGUCCUGCGUCUCCUCCCCGCCUCCCCCCCAUGUGACAGCUCACAGUCCUCCAGAGGGCUGAAGUACCCAAGAGGGUGCAGAUAAUACCGGGGGAGGGGGGAUUUCUAGAGUAUCGCCGGUGUGGUGGUAACUAGGUAGGGGCUGGGACCCAAGGAUGGGGAGUUUGCUCAAGCUCAGAAAUAAGUUAGAUGAAGUUGUCUAGAAAGGCAUUUUAACUUCCGGAAACAACAGAUGUCUUGAGACCAGAGCAGGAAACAGACCGGCGUUCUGGUCAGAUGCCAAUAGGUGGACCCAGUGGGGAUUUACUUACUCCAGGGGUCCAAAGAGAAGCAGUCUGAGAGGUAGACAGCUGGGACUGGGGCUGGGAGAAUCCUGGAAGAACCUGAGAUUUAAAGGAGGUAUUUGCAAACAAGGGCCCGGAUAAGUAGCCAAUAGGGCUAUUUCUGGGCGGCUUACAGGCUGCCUGGCAGGGCCUGUGGUCCACCAAGUUGUAAGGUCUGUGUGUCCUACAUAUCUCCAGCAGUACCCAGCAGACUUGACCAGGUGCCCACGCCUAAGGAUUGUUCAGGCCGUUUAUUCCACCAGGUUUUUGGGAGGUUAGGAUGGCAGAGAUACCAUGUGGGGGAGCAAGUGGGAAGCCCUGCUGAACAGGUUUCCUCAUGGGCACUUUUUCUCGCUUGUUUUUUUCUUUCUUUCUUUGACAAGGUUGUAAAUGUAUAUUUGACUUUUACGCUACUUUUUUCUUGAUGUUUUUCAAUGUUGAUGUGGAAUCUUACUUUCAAAUGGCUGCAUGGCAUUUUCUUGUUGAAUGUUUGUUUAUAUAUAUUUUAUUUUCGCUAUAAAUAGAGCUUCAAUAAACAUCUUUAUGUUUUGGCUUC
This is a messenger RNA of Myodes glareolus (Bank vole), 9657 nucleotides long. RefSeq names its product DNA methyltransferase 3 alpha (gene Dnmt3a). Gene Ontology annotation, biological process: negative regulation of DNA-templated transcription. Lineage: Eukaryota; Metazoa; Chordata; Mammalia; Rodentia; Cricetidae. The record is from RefSeq and is a predicted model, not a curated record. Gene Ontology annotation, molecular function: DNA (cytosine-5-)-methyltransferase activity. Gene Ontology annotation, cellular component: cytoplasm; nucleus.